This is a messenger RNA of Neomonachus schauinslandi (Hawaiian monk seal), 766 nucleotides long. It is a transcript of the gene MED21, whose product is annotated as mediator complex subunit 21. NCBI's taxonomy places the organism in Eukaryota, Metazoa, Chordata, Mammalia, Carnivora, Phocidae. The coding region runs from base 31 to 465 and encodes 144 amino acids. Gene Ontology annotation, biological process: regulation of transcription by RNA polymerase II. Gene Ontology annotation, molecular function: transcription coregulator activity. The transcript has 4 exons. Gene Ontology annotation, cellular component: mediator complex. The record is from RefSeq and is a predicted model, not a curated record.
GCUUUAGCCUCCUUAGCUUGCAGGAGGAACAUGGCCGACCGGCUCACACAGCUGCAGGACGCGGUGAACUCGCUUGCAGAUCAGUUUUGUAAUGCCAUUGGAGUGUUGCAGCAGUGUGGUCCUCCUGCUUCUUUUAGUAAUAUUCAGACAGCAAUUAACAAAGAUCAGCCCGCUAAUCCUACAGAAGAAUAUGCCCAGCUUUUUGCAGCACUGAUUGCACGAACAGCAAAAGACAUUGAUGUUUUGAUAGAUUCAUUACCCAGUGAAGAAUCUACAGCUGCCUUACAGGCUGCUAGCUUGUAUAAGCUGGAAGAAGAAAACCACGAAGCUGCUACAUGUCUGGAGGAUGUUGUUUAUCGAGGGGACAUGCUUCUGGAAAAGAUACAAAGUGCACUUGCUGAUAUUGCGCAGUCACAACUGAAGACAAGGAGUGGUACCCAUAGCCAGUCUCUUCCAGACUCAUAGUACCGGUAUAUACCAUGUGGCUGAGAAAACUAUUUCAGUGCCAUUAAGAAUUCUACAUCAAAUUUAGUUGUAAGCCUUACCAACAGUUACAGAAACAUUAAGCACUAUGACACAUGUUACCUUUUUAGCUAUUUUUUAAUAGUCUUCUAUUUUCACUCUUGAUAAGUAAGCCUCUAAAAUUGCGAUUGAACCAGCUUUAAACCGUCAUUAUACCAUCAUUUUUUAUUAUCGAAAUGAAAUUAUUGAGGCAGAUGUUGCAUUAAUGGUUAUAAUAUAAUUAAACAGAUGUACUUUAAAAUUC